GAACGAUUAGAUGAACCAUCAACUACCGCAAAAUCACACAGAAAAACUGGCAAAAUGUUCACAUUUUCUCCAAUUUUAGUACUCCUAUUCCUUUUCUGCUUCAGCUUACUGUAUUCAGUUCAAGGCAGCUACUUUGAUCAAGAAUUUGUUAAGCAGGUACUGAAUUCAGCAAGUAAAGAUAAAGAUUGGUUAGUAUCCAUAAGAAGGAAAAUUCAUGAAUACCCAGAACUCAGAUUCGAAGAAUAUAAUACCAGUGCUCUGAUUCGUAGUGAACUUGAUAAGCUUGGGGUUUAUUAUGAAUACCCUUUUGCUAAAACUGGUAUUGUUGCUCAAAUUGGCAAUGGUUCUCCCCCUGUUGUUGCUUUGCGAGCUGAUAUGGAUGCCCUUCCUAUGCAGGAACUUGUUGAAUGGGAACAUAAGAGCAAAAUUAAUGGCAAAAUGCAUGGAUGUGGACAUGAUGCUCAUACGACGAUGCUUCUUGGUGCUGCUAAGCUGCUGAAUGAACGGAAGGACAAACUUAAUGGAACCGUCAGACUUGUUUUCCAACCUGCGGAGGAAGGAGGAGCUGGUGCAAAUCAUAUGAUAAAGGAAGGAGCUCUAGGUGAUGCAGAAGUUAUAUUUGGUAUGCAUGUUGAUUUUAAAAGACCUACAGGGGGCAUUGGCACUAGUCCUGGACCCCUUUUAGCUGCCGUUUGCUUCUUUGAAGCAAAAAUAGAAGGAAAAGGAGGGCAUGCUGCACAACCCCAUGAAGCUGUGGAUCCAAUACUUGCUGCAUCAUUUGCAAUUGUGGCAUUGCAGCAGCUCAUCUCAAGAGAAGUAGAUCCCCUUCAUAGUCAAGUUCUUUCUGUUACUUAUGUCAGAGGUGGAUCAGCAUCAAAUGUAAUUCCAUCAUAUGUUGAAUUUGGGGGAACUCUGAGGAGUCUAACGACUGAAGGCUUGUUUCAACUUCAAAAGAGGGUGAAAGAGGUAAUUGAAGGACAGGCAGCUGUGCAUAGGUGUAAGGCGUACAUUGACAUGAAAGAGGAGGAUUUCCCAGCAUAUCCAGCUUGCACAAAUGAUGAGAACUUACAUCAACAUGUAGAGAGGGUUGGCAAACUCGUGCUUGGUUCGGAGAAUGUUGGGGAAAUUGAAAAGGUCAUGGCAGGUGAGGACUUUGCUUUCUAUCAACAAGUGAUUCCUGGAGUUAUCUUUCAAAUAGGGAUCAGAAAUGAAAAGUUGGGCUCUACCCACGCCCCACAUUCCCCUCAUUUCUUUCUUGACGAGGAUGUCCUUCCAAUUGGAGCAGCAAUGCACACAGCCAUAGCAGAGAUGUAUCUGAACGAUUACCAACAUCCCACUGCAGUUUAGCUAAUAACAUUAUUGUUUGAUGGUCUCUUGAGUUGCAUAAAUGUUCCAAUUACUCGUUCAUUCUGCACAUUGUAUACAAUACAACAUAAAUAAGCAAAUCUAAUGCGGUGAUGACCGUCUGUUCA
This is a messenger RNA of Solanum verrucosum, 1472 nucleotides long. RefSeq names its product IAA-amino acid hydrolase ILR1-like 5. The record is from RefSeq and is a predicted model, not a curated record. NCBI's taxonomy places the organism in Eukaryota, Viridiplantae, Streptophyta, Magnoliopsida, Solanales, Solanaceae. Gene Ontology annotation, cellular component: endoplasmic reticulum. The transcript has 5 exons. Gene Ontology annotation, molecular function: IAA-Ala conjugate hydrolase activity. The coding region runs from base 55 to 1347 and encodes 430 amino acids. Gene Ontology annotation, biological process: auxin metabolic process.